AUGGUUGAGGAGUUCGGUUCAUUCGAUAACCUUCGAAGAGAUCAGACAUGGGGAGGCGGAACACCAAGUGGAUUCAAUGUCCAUAACAAUUGGAAGUUACNUGCUGAUCAGAUGAAAAGUUACCGUAAUGCCAUUGUUACGAUUGGAGGAGCGUGUGUGCAUCUUGAUCUGAGCAGUGCUACAAUUGUUAUUGCGAUUGAAGGUGCGCAACGAAUUAAGAGAAUGGAUUGUGAGGAUGUACCUGAAUGUAUAGCAUCUGCACGACAACAGCAACUGAUUCUAUUCACCGGUCUGGAUGUGGCCAAUAACGCAUCACAUGCAGCCGUUCUUGCGGCAUUCACGCAGAAACGUUCACUGGAUCGUGCACCUCUACGAAUGACUCUGCUCUCGGCAGAUAGUCCGCUCUAUGCGAACAAUCCUGAUCAAGCACUUAACAAAACCAAGUCACCAAAAUUCUCGCGAGGUUAUAUCAAGACUCGUUGGAUGUCGAAAUAUGUCACAGAAAUCCCUGCUGUGAUUGUUGUGUUCGCAGACUUGAAUUGGAAUCAUCCAUCGUGGAAUGAGAAAGUGACCGAGUGUGAAUCGAAAAUCUCUUCACUGAGGUGA
Molecule: messenger RNA, 606 nt
Organism: Anisakis simplex (herring worm)
Lineage: Eukaryota; Metazoa; Nematoda; Chromadorea; Rhabditida; Anisakidae
Source: the annotation of a GenBank genome assembly